AAGAAGAGGAUGCUGGAGAACUGUUGAUGGCUCUUAAUUAUAUGAUUUCAGAACUUCAAGCCAAUGAAAAAGGCAUUUAUAAUCAGCUAGUGCAUGCAAACAGGAACAAAUCUGAGGCAUGCCAGUUUGUACUUCAAGAACCAAAUAUGAGUAAUGCAACUGAAAGGCAAAUUACCCGCAACCUCACUAUUGAAUUAAAAAAGUUGUGGAAAAAUAAUGAACACACAUCAGAAAAUAUGUCUUUGAUGCUGUCAUGCUUAGAAUAUUUAGUGCGUGACUUUAAGAAUGCAAAACUAUUUAAUAAAUUAAAAGGUGUUUCAGAUAUUGUGCUUCCCAUGCUGAAUAGUUCGCAGCGUGAAUUGCACAAAGAAUCAGCCCACGUCUUAGCUUGGGCUUUGCGAAGUUGCCCAUUUGUGCAAAUAACAGCCUUAGGGAGAGGAGCAAUUCCUAUUCUUUUAAAAAGAGUAUUGAAUGAUACAAACUCUGAUGUUCAGAUCCAUUCUCUUUAUUCUCUGGAAUACCUUACUAAAAGUUUUCCUGAAGCACAGGCAUUGUUUGUUAAAAGUAAUGGGUUUUUAAUUUUCUCUGAGGUAUUUGAAAGAAAUUGGGAGAAUCACAGAAUACUAAUUAAAGUAGUGUCAAUAAUACUCGAUUUGUUAUUAGAACAUAAACAUGCGAUAAAAGCAUAUCAUGAGUUAGAUACAAGGAUUAAAGAAAUAUAUGUAGCGGUUGGCUUGGAAAAACUAUUACAAAACACUGGCUGGUGUCAAAAAAUAUUUAGAGUACUGUUAAAUCAAGUGAAAAUAGGUGAAGAAAAAAAACAGGCAAGCAAGCUUCUGGAAAGUGGAAAUGAUCCGGAAAUUGACAUUCCCUUGGUAGAUAUUUGCUACAGUGUUUUUCGUAUUAAAACAGUAGAGGAGAAAUGGUUUGAUAAUUAAUGUCAAUACUUCAAAGAGGCUAAAAAUAAAUGCUCAAAUUUUAAAAUAGUAUUCAGGGUCUUGAGUGAUUGCAAAUUUCCUGAAUAAUUUUAAUAUGACCUCAUGAAAUUAGAAGAAGUUUCUUUCCAUGUUUAGUCAUUUUCAAACAAAAUUUUCUCAAAAACCGCCUCCCAAAUUUUCCUUAGAAAUGUCUUGAUACAAACUGUUUUUGCUCUUCUAUAAUAUUAUGAAAAUCUCAUAUCAAUGUAACUAUUGACAGACUGGAAAAUUGAGAAAAUGUAAAAACAAUUAGUAUUAAGUAUUUUGGAGGGAAAGGAAAUAUGUCAAUAUGCUUAUCUUUGGAAGUAGUGAAACAAAAGACUAAAAUGUUUUUGAAAAUAUGUUUAUUUAGAACUGUGAUUGGUUGUAGAGAUUGCACCCAUAUCCAUGUUCAAAAUGAUGAAAGCUUAGUGUUUCAGCCUUAAAUGUGUAUGUGUAUAAUGCCUUAUUGAUAAAAUCGAGGAUAUUGUUUUAUUUUAUUAAAAUAAAAAAUGGUGUUAUUCAUGAAUAAUUAAAUAUGAAGAUGUAUGGCAUG
Messenger RNA from Gryllus bimaculatus (two-spotted cricket), 1512 nucleotides. The record is from the annotation of a GenBank genome assembly. Lineage: Eukaryota; Metazoa; Arthropoda; Insecta; Orthoptera; Gryllidae.